Messenger RNA from Ogataea haglerorum, 717 nucleotides. RefSeq lists its product as uncharacterized. Gene Ontology annotation, biological process: peptidyl-proline hydroxylation to 4-hydroxy-L-proline. Gene Ontology annotation, cellular component: endoplasmic reticulum. The transcript has a single exon. Gene Ontology annotation, molecular function: iron ion binding; L-ascorbic acid binding; procollagen-proline 4-dioxygenase activity. The record is from RefSeq and is a predicted model, not a curated record. Bases 1 to 717 code for a protein of 238 amino acids. NCBI's taxonomy places the organism in Eukaryota, Fungi, Ascomycota, Pichiomycetes, Pichiales, Pichiaceae.
AUGGCUAGAAAGAAUAAGACUCCAGCAUCCGAGCCGCAGUGUAGGACUACUUUUAGUUUCCCAACAUCAAUUCAAUCACAUCAAUCGGAAAAGGUGGGUUUCUACAAGACUUGCUUCACAAGUGUUAUCCCAGGGCAGAUUUUCACAAUAUCUAACUUUUGGAGCCAAGAGCAAUGUCAGGAUUUGAUCUCCAACAUACAGGAAAGUCUUAGUCUCGAAACCACACCCAUCAUCAAGUCCAAGCUUUACGCGUCUCGGGUCAAUGACCGCGCUUGCAUCAGGGAUCCCGAAAACGCAGGACUGAUAUAUGAUCACUUCCAAAAAAUACAGAAAUUUCAAGUUGAGCUGGGUGCCGUGGACGAAUGGAUAGUGCAAGAAUUGGAAUCUUCAAAAGCCUUCAAUCCUAAUAUAAGGUUUUACAGGUACUCCAAAGGCCAAUACUUUGGCAAGCACUAUGAUGAGUCUGUCAAGAUCGGAGACCAAAUAUCAAAAUGGACAGUUCUAAUCUAUCUCAGCGACAAGGGUCUGAAAGGAGGCGAAACAAUAUUUUAUGAUGAGCAAGGAAAUAGAAGCGGAAGUCAGAUAAGCGUAAAGCCACAGCAAGGUAUGGCUUUGUUCCAUAAGCAUGGAGACGAUUGUUUACUCCAUGAAGCUGCUACAGUACGAGAUGGAGAAAAGUGGGUUUUUAGAACGGAUGUCAUGUAUUUACAGAAGUAG